UUAACACAUGAUUUAAGCCGAUUCUGAUUCAAGUAGAAGAGUAGCAUACUUUUAUAAUAGAUUGAUAGGGAAAUUUCAUUAUGGUAAGGAACAUCCUAUGAAACCGAAACGUAUCGCAAUGGCUCAUAGCUUAAUAGUAAAUUUUGGGUAGUUGAAACCUUAUAUAAAGAUAGACUAUACAGAUCAUUGGAUGUUUACUUGAUUAGAGAAGCACAAUUAGAAGAAUUAAAAAAAUUCCAUGAUCCCGAAUAUGUUACUUAUUUAAGUUAGUAUAUGAGCGAGAAUAAGGUCAACUUUGUAAAGGAAUACUGUUCAACAAAUAACGAUGGGGUUAUACCUGAGAAUUUGUUGGAGGAGUAUCGAUUAAUAACUAAAUGGAGUCAAAAUAAGAAUACUAAAAAUCUGAAUUCUGAGUACAAAGUAGGAGACUCAGCCGAUAAUCCUACAUUUUCAGGACUUUUCUCUUAUUGUUAAUUUAGUGCAGGGGCAAGCAUUGAUUGUGCCCAUACAAUACUAACUGGGUAAGCAGAUAUAGCAAUCAAUUGGUCAGGAGGAUUGCAUCAUGCUAAAAAGAAGGAGGCAGCUGGAUUUUGUUAUAUAAAUGACAUAGUAUUGUGCAUUUUAGAGUUAUUAAGAAUAUAUGUUCGAGUAUUAUAUGUAGAUAUUGAUUGUCAUCAUGGUGAUGGAGUUGAAGAAGCAUUUUAUUUGACAAAUAGAGUAAUGACUUUAUCAUUUCAUUAAUAUGGAGAUGAUUUCUUUCCAGGAACAGGAUAAUUGAAUUCAGUAGGAUUAGGAGUCGGCAGAUAUUAUGCAGUUAAUGUGCCAUUAAAGCCAGGAAUAUCUGAUGGACCUUACUUGGAUUUAUUUAAGAAAGUUACCAGCAGAGUGAUGGAAACAUUUCGUCCUGAUUGUGUUGUUAUGUAAUGUGGUGCAGAUUCAUUAUCACUGGAUCGAUUAGGUGCUUUGAAUUUAUCCAUCAAGUAAAAUUGAAUAUAACAAUUUAAAAGAGGACAUGGAUAAUGCAUUUCAUACAUGAAAUAAUUUGGAGUUCCAUUGAUUCUUUUGGGAGGCGGUGGCUAUACAAUUUAGAAUGUGUCUCGAUGUUGGGCUUAUGAGACUGGCAUAUGUUUAGGAUAAACUAUCGAUGAGGUAUAUAAAUAUUUUACUACUGAAUGUAGCCUAUUCCAUCUAAUGAUGUAUAUUACAAAAACUAUGGUGGAGAUUAUCAUCUACACUUUCCAAUUCAAAAGAAUGUAGAAAACAAAAAUAAAGCUGAAGAUUUAAAUAAAAUAGUAUCUUAGGUUUAUGAUCAUCUCCAUAACUUAGAAAAUGCACCAGGUAUUCAUUUUCAUGAUGUCCCAUAUUCAUUCUAUCCUAAUAUGGAAUUAGAGAAAGAUGAAGAUGAUAAAAUGAGUAUUUAAAAUGUCUAUGUAUUAUAGAAAUGGAUAUGAAAUAGGAGAUAUCUUUAUUUGAAUUGGAAAAAAACCUAGGAAUUUCAGAUGAAGCUAAUGAAAUAUCAGUAAAUUCUGGUUCCAGAAAACUACAUUCAAAAGAAUCCUGA
Paramecium octaurelia is the source of this 1561-nucleotide messenger RNA. The record is from the annotation of a GenBank genome assembly. Lineage: Eukaryota; Ciliophora; Oligohymenophorea; Peniculida; Parameciidae.